Molecule: messenger RNA, 2656 nt
Organism: Phasianus colchicus (ring-necked pheasant)
Lineage: Eukaryota; Metazoa; Chordata; Aves; Galliformes; Phasianidae
Gene: ANKRD16
Product: ankyrin repeat domain 16
Molecular function (GO): protein binding
Source: RefSeq, a predicted model, not a curated record
GGGCGGGAGAAGCCAUUGAGGGAGCGAAAGAGAGAACGAUCACGGAGUUUAUCACCGCCCGUUCCGGGGGGCGGGGUUAGUGUGACGUCACGGCACCGCUGAUUGCGUCACGGUGACGUCAUACCGCAGGAGGAGCGCGGGCACAAAACAUGGCAGAGUGGCCAGGGCUGCAGACCUUGGCCCGCCAAGGAAAGUUGAAUCUUCUGGAGGUUGCACUGAAGGAUGGAGCUGCCAUCAACCGACGCUGUGACCGUUCUGGGGACACACUGCUGCACGUGGCUGCUCGCCACGGCCACCUCCACCUUCUGGUGCUGCUGCUGGAGACACUGGGCAUGGAUGUGGAGGUGGCCAAUGGGGACUACAAGAGACCCCUCCACGAAGCAGCCUCCAUGGGACACAGGGAGUGUGUCUCUUACCUCUUGGCCAAGGGAGCCAGCGUGGAUUGUCUGAAAAGGGCUGAUUGGACUCCCCUAAUGAUGGCUUGCACCAGGCAGAACCUGGAGGUGAUCAAAGAGCUUGUGGAGCACGGAGCCAACCCACUGCUGAAGAAUAAGGAUGGUUGGAACUGCUUCCACAUUGCAAGCAGGGAGGGCCAUCUCCAGGUCCUCCAGUACCUGCUGGCUGUGUCCCCAAGCAGCUGGGACACAGAGAGUACCAUCAGGAGAACACCACUGCACACAGCAGCAAUGCACGGCUGUUUUGAUGCUGUGGAGCUGCUCCUGGAGCGGUGCCAGUACAAACCUGACAGCAGGGACAAUUGUGGAGUCACACCCUUUAUGGAUGCUAUCCAGAAUGGGCAUGUCAACAUUGCACGACUGCUCCUGGAAAAACACCAGGCUUGUCCCACAGCUGUGGAUGCUCUGGGUGCUCAGCCUCUGCAUCGGGCAGCAGUCACAGCACAGGAUGGAGCCAUCCAAUUCCUUGUCUCUGAGCUGGGUGUCGAUGUCAAUGGGAGAGCAACAGCUCUACAGCUGACAGCACUGCACUACGCAGCCAAGGAAGGACACACGUGCACCAUUCAGAUGCUGCUGUCCCUGGGUGCUAAUAUCCAUGCAAAGGAUGGGAAGAACCGUUCUGCCCUGCAUGCAGCAUGUGCUGGGCAGCAUGCAGCUGCUGCACAGAUCCUGCUCAGCACAGGGCUGCAGGACAGCGAGGACAGCACGGGCACAUUGGCACAGCAGCUUGCAAGGAAACCAGAUGUCAUCCAGGUUUUCCAAAAAACGAGUGUCAACUCAUGAGACCAGCUGGGAAAAAGAGAAACCCACUUCGUUUUGGCUUGGGCUGAGCUACACCUCUUCCUGUGCAGCAGCAAAUGCAUCCCAAUAGCUCCACCUUCCCAAAGGAAAACCAUCAAAGGAAGGUGUCUCACGGGCUGCUGCUAGAUGAUCUCUGCAGGGCUUGAACCCAUUGGAGACUGCACAGCUCUCAGUACAGCCAGACAUCCUGAAGGAGAAGAAACCUGCAUCAUUUUUACAGCCCUUAAUGUAGCUGCUCUCCACAAAUCUGUUAAGUUGCUGUGUUUAAAAGCUUCUGAGAGAACGUGGUGCAGCAAAACUGAGCUCUGAGUGCCUCCCUUCGUCAGGGCUAAGCUGCUGUGUAGAUGAGUGCAGGGAGACUGCAAGCUGCAUCAGCCUCAUACGUGGCCUAAGCCUCAUCCCAAAGCCUGCUGACAUCAAUAGAAAGACCUAAGCCUUGUGGGGGUCAGAGUGAAAAAGACUUAUUAGUUAUUCCAGAUGUGCCAAGCAAGGCUUCCUCACCAGCACUGAAAAAAACUGCUCCUUGAAUUCCGAGGGGCAGUGGCUUAAUAUAUAAUGUAGCCAGUAAGUCUGGAAUACACAUAAAGGUAAGAGCUAUUGGAGCUGUUCAGUUUCUUUGUAUCUAUAUGGAAUAAGAAGCUUCCUCUUGCAUGGAAACCUACCACAGUCCUACCUGCAAUGUCAAGUUGUAGCAAACAAUGCUAUUCCCCAGUUUAAGUGACAGCAGAUGGUAAAAAGAUGAGGCCUAUAAGCAGGCUGGGUUUUGCUCUGCCCCAAGCCCUGUUGCUCACAUCGUGGCUUGACACUCAGCUCAUGUUUUCCCAGGAGGAUUUAAGAUGAUGCUGAGCUCUGUUUGAGCGAGAAAAUCCCCACUCUGCAUUCCCUGGAACAGAAUUUGCUGUGAUGAUACUGAGCUGGAUAACAGCACUGUGCUCCUUUGGGGACUUUUAAAUUAGAGCACAAAUUGGGGUGAUUUUAAGGACCAGAAUGGACCUUCUGUUAGCAGUGGUUUUUAACCACACCUUUCUUUCUCCAUCUGUGACAUGAAGGAGAUUCUUCGCCACCGAGGAGGAUAAGAAAUGAGUGCUGGGAGGUUCUAACAGUGCAAUGGAAGCUGUGCCAGCCCCUUACCAAGUGGAUUUAUUCCUCUAAAGAUCCUGAAUGCUUCUAGAAAUCUGCCCUUCAUAAAGCAAAUAGUAAUUCUGCAGCCUAUUACUGCUUCGUUCCCAUUUUCCAUGAUGUUAGCAAGCCAUGAAAUAGCUAUUUUCCCCUAAUAUUCCUCCUCAAGCUCAGCUUGCUUGUGAAUCUGAGCUUUUAUGAGAAAGCAAAUGAGAAUUUUUUCAUGUGCCUUUCAUAGCUCUCAGGGCCGUGGCAAACACCUGGAAAUUAGAAAAAGGAAC